CGCUCUUUAGUCUGCAGGUCACAAAAUGUUCACCUGCCCAUUGGGGGAAAAAAACCAAAACAAUCUUUUUAUGUAUUUUUCUAUGUAUUUAUGAAUCUCACAUUACAUCGUCGUGUCUAAGCAACCUCCCUCCCUCGCUCCCCUCCUCCUCCGCCCCACUACGCAAUCGAGCCGGCACUGCUUGGUGUCGUUAUAACCUCGCACUUGGAUGUCUGCUGCGCUCUUCAUCGUCCAUCCUCCUCAUCCUCGUCGUCUCCGCCGCCGCGCCAGUCUGAAACCACAACGGAACUCAAAGCGAGAGAAAUGACAGACCCGGUGACCAGAGAGUUCUACCCAGUCCCGCAGUUGACCAUAGUGGAUCCGUCUCCAGGCACGGUGCGGAACGGCCAGUGCGCCCCGGAUGGCUUCGGCAACAACCGCAACAACCAGCAGCAGCAGCACGUCAGAAGCCCCGUCCGACAUGAGGCUCUCACCACCGGCCAGGAGAUGAAAAUCGCAGACAGUGUGGAGGGAGAAGGUCUCCUUGAGAGCAGCCUGCGUCUGAAGCCUCAUGAGGCUCAGAACUAUAGGAAGAAGGCUCUCUGGGUCUCAUGGAUCUCCAUCGUGGUCACCCUCAUUCUGGCCGUGACAGCUUUCACUGUAUCGUUCAUGAGGCACAGCGCAUCGGCCUUCGGAUUUGCCUUUGAUGCCACCUUGGAUGUUCUCUCAUCAAUCAUUGUACUCUGGCGCUACAGCAAUGCGGCCGCUGUGCAUUCAGCACACCGAGAAUACAUAGCUUGUGUGGUGCUGGGAAUUGUGUUUGUGCUCUGCUCCCUGUGCAUUCUUGGAAAGGCAAUUCAUAAUCUGGUUUCCAGGAUGCCCCCAGAAGUGGAUGACUUCCUCUUCAGUGUGUCCAUCGUGAGUGGAUUUGUGUGCACUGUGCUGGCUGUUGCCAAGUUCAUGCUGGGCAAAGUGCUCACGAGCCGCGCACUCAUCACAGAUGGCUUUAACUCUCUGGUUGGUGGUUUCCUGGGAUUUACCAUUCUUAUCAGUGCCCAAGUGUUCAAGGACCACCCUGAUGUCUGGUUCUUGGAUGGCUUGAUUGGAUUUCUCAUUGGACUCAUCAUUUUGGCAUACGGGGUCAAGCUUUUAAUGGAUAUGGUGCCCCGUGUGAGGCAAACAAGAAACUACGAACGCUUUGAGUGAGGUUCUCAAACUGACUGUUUGUCCCCCUGCUAUCAACUCGCUCCUUAUGUGCUAAAAGUAGUGAUUGGACAUUUGAAUUUUGGGCGCUACGUACAUCACUGUAAUAAGCAUACCCUCAUCCAUCCAUCCAUUUUCUUUACCGCUUAUCCUCACUCGGGUCGCGGGCCUCAUAGAGUCUAUAUUCUGCAUUCAUGCAUUCUCAUGUUUCCCUUCCCAUACAUCAGACAGACACGCUCAUUAAGAUAACUUUUUCUAUUGUUAAGCCUCCCCACAUUUCAUGAAGACUGGUUAAAUAAGAAGAUGGAGGGAUGGAAACUGAAUGAGUUCAACAGGCUGUGUCAUCAAACCAUCAAAUCAGGAGGCACACAUAAGACCUUGAUAGACGUCUUUUUUUUAAUCAUACACAAGCGGUUCAGACAAAGUGUAUAAGUUAUGAGUCAAUGUGAUGUGUGCUAUGUGAUGUAUCAAAAAAAAAAAAAAAAAAAAGCAAACAUCAUAUUUGCGCAGUUGUGGUUCAGUAGCCAGAAGAAAUGAGCGCCUCCUUUAAGGUAUUCACACUUUGAUAUCAGUGACUCUCAUGUAUUUAUUUAUUUAUUUAUUUAAUAAUUUGCCAUAUUUCAAUUUGUUUGCAAUGGAUGGGUCAAUGUAUUUUUUUUUCAACAAAAACAUUAACUGUCCCCUUUUAACGGGGUAAGUGAAAAGUGAUUAAAAGAAGUAUCAUAAAACCAAAGUUUGUAAAAGGGUUUUUCAGCUAUAUAGAGAAACGUAUCGAGGCAAACAUUCUAAUCAAAUAUUUUUUUUUCAAUCAGGAGUUGGACUACACUAGCUGUAGCUGCAAAGGGUCGGGGUACAUGUGUCUAUAUAACUAGUUCUAUAUAGUAUUCAUGCUGUUUUGUUUGUAACAUUCUCUCAGGUUUUGAUUUUCUAUGUGAAGGCACUGAACUCUGAAGUGACCCAUGUGCCAUAAUCUUGGCAUCAUGGGCUCGAAAUACCUAAAUCUUGUUUUUAUAUGUUUAUUGUUGUUUGUGUCAUGUUUGAACAGUCAUUCAUGAAUGUUGACUAUUGUAACCUAAAGUGGGGUAGACACAUACCGAUUUUUAACAUAUUCAUCGAUUUUCAAAAUGUGAGAGACCCCAGAAAGUGUGUUCUUACUACGGGCUGUACAGACUGGCCGACUUUACUACUCAACAAUGAUAUUUAGAGCAUGAUAUCAACUAGGUUUUGGCUUGAGGAGGCAGAGCUGCUAGCUGCAACAGAUGAAUGUGCUGAACUUAAUUGGAGGAGGGAAAUCACUCUAAAGUCACCCCAGACCACAGAAAAAUCUAUUGCUCAGGAUAAUCUUUCAGAGACAUCCAAUACAAGGGCCUUUGCUCACUUUGAUCGUAAGGGAGGGAAAAUGCUGGAAAUCGGCCCCAUUAUGUGUGUACCUGGCUUUAGAAGAGACUGCACAAUGGCUGAGUGUCUACGUAGAGUCUCAGUCAUCCAGGUCAUGGUCGAGUCAAGGCUGAUUCCAGUUGCAUCGCCUCGACCUUUGUGGCUCACUACGGUUUACAAAGAUGAAGCACCAAGUGGAAAAGGUACAAAUUUGCAAAUACAGUACACAUAAUAUGUAUUUGCUCACCAGCACGUGAGACAUUUGUAGUGCAUGUUUUCAUGUCGCAAUGAACAGAAUGUAAACACCCACCACACAAUCUGUCAAUAAGUUAAACUUACAUUUGGUUCCGUUAGUCGAAAAAGUCACAAAUAGAUAUGCAGGUAAACAGCAAAAAUUUGGAUUAAGAAGCUUCAUUUGAAAAUGUUAACAUGUUUACUUUAUAGUGCAUAUAUUCUGUAAAUAUUUUUACAUAUUAGUGAUGAAAUAAAAUUCAGAUUUUGCACUGUAGGCUGUUGUCAUCCAACAACAGUGGCGGUUUCUGGCAUGUGCAUUAUGUGCGGCCUCACAGGGCAGCAUUGCUGGGGGGCAGCAACACAACCCAAACCAAUUUUAAGAAAAUGCUCCAAGAAAUGCGUUUCUAUUGUGAAGGUAAUGGAACCACAUGUCAAUCAUUAGCGUUUGUAUGGGGAAUUUGCGCCCCCUUGUGAAACCGCCCUGUGAAGUACAGUUCCAUUCCAGUGUGUGUGUGCGCGUGCGCUGCUGGUUGAGUGGAGAUCAAGCUGGUACCGCUGUCUGACAAGGUUGUUGUUUUACAAACAUGCUGAUUACUAUCAGUUUGUAUUUACUGAUCUUUGGAAACGUCUGGGUAUGACCUCAGAGAUGCUGUACAUGUAAAUACUUUGUACUGAAUAUUCUGACAAUGUGGAUAGUGUCCGUUUUGUGUAAUAGACAUCCUCAUGGAGGAUAUGCAUUGUUCAUAGAUGAUGUGACAUGUGAAGACAGAUACCCAGAGUUCACAAAUGAUGACCCAUGUAUUUGCAGUAUUGGAAGUGGGCUUUGUAGCCAUGUGGAUCUUCAAUACUUGUGAGCUCCCUUCUGGUUAGAAACCACAUGGCAACAAUUUUAAUCUGUACAGGUAUACAAUGUACAGGGAGUUCUCGGUUUACGACAUUUAGAGGGUUAUGAACACGCUCAGUUGCCACCGUACUUUUGAAUUUUUAUUUUUAUUUUUUGUAUAUUCAUGGCCUAGAAGAGUUUUUUGUACAACAAUUUACUGGAAUUAUGACUUUACAACUGCAUUAAUGAAGGUUAGUGCAGUGUUUCCCAACCUUUAUGGAGCUAAGGCACAUAUUUUACAUGAGGAAAAUCUCACGGCAUACCACCAACUUAAAUGUCACAGAAGGUGUAUCAAGUGAAAUAAUGAGAAUCUUGUCUCAAUUUACUCACAAAUUUAUUUCGUAUGAAAUGUGGGCCCGUUUAGUUGAACACAAAUCUAUUAUUCUGUUGUAUUUAUGGCAAAAGGUGUAUACACAGGUGAAUUUUGGAACUUUUGAAAUCUAGUGUAAGAGAAUUAAAUUGUUCUGCCUGUCACUAUACAUCAUUUCCAUGAAUAAAUGAACCAAGAUGCACUAUUUGUAUUAAAUAAAUAAUAUUUUUUGGACUGAUUAAGUGUAAUUGGAUAAUAAAAAAUCUCAAUGGAAUGGAAAUCUUUGAUAAAUCGAGGACCUAUUCUAUAGUACAAGUUACUGAGUUACAGCGUUAUACUUUUUCUCUGACAGGGUCUACCUUGCACGUCAGUUUUGACAAAUUACAUUGCCAUAUGGGUAAAGUAUAAAAAAUACUGUGGUGUGGUCUCCUGUGCCAAUGACAGGAAUACAAUAAAUGAACCAACUCAUGUGUUGUCAGCUCACCAAAAGCACAAUGAUUUGUAUAAUGUCCAUUCCUCCCUCUCUCUGAAGUAUUAGUAACAAUCAUUAGAAAGCAUAUUUUUAAGCACAUUGUUGCAUAUUGUGAGGCACAGACCAAGCAUAUAGAAUCAUCAGGGUUCAUUAAAGUUGUUUGUAUACCUCUUAUGGUUUGAGUCUAGACUUUGCGUAGACCUUUCUACCUCUCUUCUUUGCACUGUCAUUUUCAAGUCCUUUUGUACCCACUUCACACUCCUGAAUUCACUUACUGUACCUUCUAAUGCUGCCAUGAUGCUCUUUCAUUCCUGAAGUAUCUUUGUGAAGCUUUGAACUCAAUCUCAUGAGCUGAAUUUCAAUUUAAAGCACAUUAAUGAAUUUGUUCGCUUUUUGCUGCCUCGUGUGAAGGCUGAAGUGAGUUUACUAGAAGAUGAACACAGAUCUCAAUCAUUACAGUUCACAUCUUUCACUGUAGUUGUACUGAUGAAUUAUCAUACCAAAUCGUUGACGUUACAUGAUUGUUCAAUUCUAACAGCAGUGACACUCUUCACUCUUUCGAUGCUUUGCAUGGACUUAAUCCAAUGUAGUCUCUAUAAGUAGUUUGAAAUGCAUUGCACACACACACACACGCACGCACGAUCAAUAUGUAUCUUGCCAUGUUUGUACAGUAAUGAGGUCUGUGAUAUUACCUAUAAUGUAUACACCAUUUAUUGUAUUUAUAUAUAUAAAAAAAAAAUGUGUUUAAAAAAAAGUUUCAAUGAUUAAUAAAGAU
Phycodurus eques (leafy seadragon) is the source of this 5233-nucleotide messenger RNA. Its product is annotated as transmembrane protein 163a-like. Lineage: Eukaryota; Metazoa; Chordata; Actinopteri; Syngnathiformes; Syngnathidae. The transcript has 8 exons. Gene Ontology annotation, molecular function: zinc ion binding; monoatomic cation transmembrane transporter activity. The record is from RefSeq and is a predicted model, not a curated record. Gene Ontology annotation, cellular component: synaptic vesicle membrane. Gene Ontology annotation, biological process: transmembrane transport; monoatomic cation transport. The coding region runs from base 304 to 1185 and encodes 293 amino acids.